Messenger RNA from Ochlerotatus camptorhynchus, 519 nucleotides. RefSeq names its product histone H2B-like. Gene Ontology annotation, cellular component: nucleosome. The record is from RefSeq and is a predicted model, not a curated record. The coding region runs from base 1 to 519 and encodes 172 amino acids. The transcript is spliced from 2 exons. Lineage: Eukaryota; Metazoa; Arthropoda; Insecta; Diptera; Culicidae. Gene Ontology annotation, molecular function: structural constituent of chromatin; protein heterodimerization activity; DNA binding.
AUGGUGCUCAUCAAGGUUCCUACAGACAGUGCUCCAAACGCGAGGACUUUAAACGCAUCCGAAAGCAGGCAUCAACCAACAACUAACCAGGAAGGAGAAAAGAACUUUCAGGACGGAGGAUUUCCCGCCUCUUCGUGCUCCUCAGCAAAGGCCGCCAGUGGAAAGGCCGCCAAGAAGUCCGGAAAGGCGCAGAAAGUCAUCGUCAAGGGAGAGAAGAAGAAGAGGAGACAGCGUAGGAAAGAAAGCUAUGCCAUCUACAUCUACAAGGUGUUGAAGCAGGUCCACCCGGACACCGGAGUCUCGUCGAAGGCCAUGAGCAUCAUGAACAGCUUCGUCAAUGACAUCUUCGAACGUAUUGCUGCUGAGUCGAGUCCCGUCUGGCUCAAUACAACAAACGCUCGACGAUCACCUCCGGCGAAAUCCAAACUGCUGUCCGUCUGCUGCUGCCGGGUGAGUUGGCCAAGCACAGCUGUCUCUGAAGGAACCAAGGCCGUCACCAAGUACACUAGCUCCAAGUAA